This is a messenger RNA of Coturnix japonica (Japanese quail), 3289 nucleotides long. RefSeq names its product NDRG family member 4 (gene NDRG4). The record is from RefSeq and is a predicted model, not a curated record. Lineage: Eukaryota; Metazoa; Chordata; Aves; Galliformes; Phasianidae.
CCUGCGCUCUCCGCUCCGCUCGGUUCCGCUCCUCUCCUCUCCGCUCCGCUCCGGCUCCGCUCGCUCCCCGCGCCGGGGCCGCCGGCCCGGCAUGAAGGUUCUCCGGCACAAGAUCGAGCUGCUCACAGGGCUGCUGCUGCAGGAGAUGACCAUGGCGGGGCUGCAUGAGCUGCGCUUCACUGAGGAGAAGCCGCUGCUGCGUGGCCAGGAUGCUGAGCUGGAGAACUCAGACGUGUUCCUCUCUGCUGCAGACACAGACUGGAAGGAACACGACAUUGAGACGCCCUAUGGGCUGCUGCACGUGGUCAUCCGGGGCUCACCCAAAGGGAACCGCCCUGCCAUCCUGACGUACCACGACGUGGGCCUCAACCACAAGCUUUGUUUCAAUGCAUUCUUCAACUUUGAAGACAUGCAGGAGAUCACUCAGCACUUUGCAGUGUGCCACGUGGAUGCACCAGGCCAGCAGGCAGGAGCCUCGCAGUUCCCACAGGGGUACCAGUACCCAUCCAUGGACCAGCUGGCUGCCAUGUUACCCAGCGUGGUGCAGCACUUUGGGUUCAAGUAUGUGAUUGGGAUCGGUGUUGGGGCAGGAGCCUACGUGCUGGCCAAGUUUGCGCUCAUCUUCCCCGACCUGGUUGAAGGGCUGGUCCUCAUGAACAUUGACCCCAACGGCAAAGGCUGGAUUGACUGGGCAGCUGCCAAGCUCUCAGGCCUCACCAGCACACUGCCAGACACUGUCCUGUCCCACUUGUUCAGCCAGGAGGAGCUGGUGAACAACACGGAGCUGGUGCAGAGUUACAGGCAGCAGAUUGGCAGCGUGGUGAACCAGUUCAACCUCCAGCUCUUCCUCAACAUGUACAACAGCCGCAGGGAUCUCGACAUCAACCGGCCCGGCACUGUGCCCAACGCCAAGACACUGCGCUGCCCUGUGAUGUUGGUGGUGGGAGACAACGCUCCCGCUGAAGAGGGUGUGGUGGAGUGUAAUUCCAAGCUGGAUCCCACAAACACCACUUUUCUGAAGAUGGCAGAUUCUGGUGGGCUGCCCCAGGUGACACAGCCCGGCAAGCUGACCGAAGCCUUCAAGUACUUCCUGCAAGGCAUGGGCUACAUCGCCCACCUGAAGGAUCGGAGGCUGAGUGGAGGUGCAGUGCCGUCCGCCAGCAUGACCCGCCUGGCACGCUCCCGUACAGCCUCGCUCACCAGCGCCAGUUCGGUGGAAGGUGCCCGACCACGUGCCUGUACCCACUCGGAGAGCAGCGAGGCCAUGGGGCAGAUCAACCACACCAUGGAGGUAUCGUGCUGAGGCCCACGGCUGCCACCACCGUUUCCUCCAGAGCCAUUUCCCAUCCGUCAGCAUCCCGCCAGCACCCACCCGCCCCGCGGACGACCUCUGCCAGUGCUCUCGCUCCCCUGGGGUUGAUUAAUUUUCUUUGCUGUUGGCCACCCUCCCUCGCUGGGCACCGGAGGAGCUCCUCCUCGUCACCUCCAGGCUCAGAGUCCCAGCUCAGCCCAGUGAUCACACGUGGCUCUGCCUCAGUCCUCGCCACCCCCAGCACUGCCUUGGCCCUGGCGUGGGAGGGAGGACGGCGUGGGAACAUGGCCGGGAUGGGUGAGCAGGGAUGGGGUGGUGGGACGGAGCAGAACAGUGGGACGUGGGUGAGACGGCAGGACACGGGCAGGACAGCAGGAUGCAGAGAGGUAGGUUGGUUUCUGGAGGGUGGCUGAGUCAGAAAGAAGCCAGGGCUGGGGUGCUGUGUGUGGUCAUUUUGGGGAGAGGGCAGUGCCCACGCUGGGGCUGCAGCUGCCAUUCUUCUCCCCAGUUGCCAUUCCCCGGGCAUUGCGUGGGAUCCCUGGCACAGGCAGGACCUGCAGCCCAGGUGCACGCUGGGCAUCACGAGCAAUUGCAUCCUGCCUGUGCCCCUCCCUGCCAUGCACCUCGGGAGCUGCCCAGGGCAGGGGUGGAGGUCUCAGCCUGAGCCGUCAGGGCAGAAGGGGGUGGUGGGCAUCCCCCCAGCCCACAUCCCAUGCACAGUGCUGCCUUGGCCCCGUUUUUCUUGCAAAAAGGACAACUGCUGCCAAAAAUGGGGGGGGGGGGGGGGGGGGUUCUGUCUGCCCCUUGCCUCACCUGGUCCCUGGAGGCUGCUGGUUCUGGGGACACCGUGAGGAUCCACCCCUCAGCCUGUGGCUGUCACUGCAGCAGAGCCAUUAGCAAUAAGAUGAGACCACCCCACUCCGGGAAGCCCCCUGCACCCCCCGCCCCUCGGGGCACCCCCACCUCAGCGUGUCAGUUCUACAAAGUGACCCCAUGGCACACGGGGAACAUUCCACACCUGGCUUUGUCCAUGGGAGAUGGUUCCCCCAUGUCUCACUUCUGCAGCGAGCCGGCCAUCAAGGGCUUGGCACUAAGCAGGCUGCAGGGCCCCAUCCAGUUCCAAGUGGCACAGACAGCUGAGCCCUGCCAUCAGCCACCCAACCCAGCUCCUCCGUGCCUGGGCCAAAGGAGAGCCCAGCUCUGGUGAUGGGUGCUCGGGGCCUCCUGGUGGCCCUGGGGCAGCUGCAGAGCCCCUUUGAGGAUCCAUCUGGGCUGGAGCAGGUCCCGUGCAGCCCCCUUGAAGCACUUUCCCCACAGGCCCUCGCCCCCAUCAAGGGGCCACAGGGCUCCCAGCGGGUGCUCGAGGGCUCCUGGCCCCAAGGCCGGUGCCUCGGUCCGUGCCCCAUAACACAGACAGCACCAGUGUCCCUGUUUCCCCCUUUCAUUCUGCCGUGUGCUUCCUCUCAGUGUGACUCUAAAUGCUAAGCAGACCUUUUUUUUUCUGUAGAUACCACUGCGAUCACCCAUUUUCUCAGCGUGUCCUUCCAGAUGAUAUAUAUAUAAAUACCUAUACAUAUUAUAGAUAUGGGGUUGUCCGGUCCCUGACCUUUGGGUUUGCUCCCCUUGUUUUCUCGUACAAGUGGUGCCGUGUGGUUCCAUUUGAGGUGGUCUGGCUGUGCUUUGCCUUUGGUUUCCCACCUGGGUUGUGUUGGUUCGUUCUGUUCCCUCUGUGGUUUGUUCUUUUGAUCUCAUUGGUUCUCCUCUUUUCCUGGUCACAUCAGAAUUGAAUGCGUUUUCCUCCCUUUCCCUGUCUGAGCGCAACCUGGUUUUCUCACAGUGGUGUUGAGGCUGCGGUUCUCACACAGGACGGCAAUAUGUAAACCAGAUUUAACUAACCUGUCGCUGUAGAGAGGAUUUACUGUAUUGGAAAAAACAAACAAACACAAACAACUAUUAAUAAAGAUGAUAAGAAUCUGC